GAAAGCAGCACAGCAUUGCCAGAUUUCCUGAUAAAAUAAUGGGACAAUAAAAUAUUGUGUAGUAAAAACUGCAUGUGCAUAGUAGCUGUUUGUGAUCUUUUCCCAGAGUUCUAGGUAUCUGCUGUGGUAUUAAGGUAGCAGCUGAUCUCUAAACCAAAAGACUACACCAUCUAUAAAGAUCCCUUUUGUGUGGUGUCACAAAGGACACAGCUUUCUACUGAGACAACAGAAAUGGAGUGUGUGAGUGUUUCUGGAUCAUGGUUUACAGCUGUUACAAGGAACACUGACAACAAACAACAUGUGACCUCCCUCUGUUGGGAGGUUCUGCUUGUGAGCACCUGCAGGUGCCUGAGGCAGUAGAAUUUUCCAGCCACCUUCACACAAACUGCUUUUUGGCCUCUGAAAGCUGCAUGUUUUGGACACAUGCAAGAGGUGGAAUAGUGGUGCAUGAUAUCUACCUGCCUUCCCGAAUUUAAUCCUCAUACUGUAAAAGACAAUAACCUGAUAUAUAACUGUUAGUAUACUGCUAUGAACAUAUAAUUUUUCUGUGUUUGAUCUCACCUGUCAUCUCCUUUUCCAGCAGCUAAAAUAGUCAGAGAAUCCUACCCCAAUUUUCUUCCUAAAAGAGAAUUUGUGCCACGCCCUGACAAAACUCCUAGUAUAGAAGCACCUCUGUUUAUAGUCAGGUCAUAUUUAGAAGAUGACCUUCAUGGUCUGCAUGGAUUAAAAGAUUUAAAACUAAAUUAACUCACUUUCUAAACCAGAAAACUAAAUACAUCUGAGAUUCUUCUGAAAAUGAGAGUCUCAGUUAUACUCUGAAAAGUUCAGCUCUAUCUUUUGUUCAACUAAUGGACUUUUCUAUUUGAUGCUUGGAGUAUAACUUGUGGAGAUAUUAAGUGUUCAUUGAAAUUGCAAAAUAUUUUGCUCAAAAAAAGGCAAAAGUUAUCAGUUAGCAAAAGGCUCAGCAUUUAUUGUAUGCCCAAAUGACCUCAUUCCAGGCUAGUAACUGACAUACAACAUACAACUUGCCCGAGAAUUACUGUUUGAUAGUUUCCAGGCCUUGAUCAAGAUACUGGGGCCCUUCAGUGUAUGUUGAAACAUUCUGCUUUCUCUAAUGUCUAGCAUCAGGUGCUUUAGGUCCAAAAAGUAAGGCCUUAGGCAUUCAUGUGAUUCUCCAUUUAUUAAAAAUGGCAAAUCUGAUUAUAAGAAAAAAAACAAAGAGGACCUCUGAAAUAACAAACCCAGUAGCUAUUUGUUGUUUGAUAUUUGCAACUGUCUUCUAUUUCUUUGAUAUGAUCCUGAAUUUUGUUUGCAUUGAUUUCUUAUUUGACAUCUGAUUUGCAGUGUUUUCUGGGCUCUAUUUCCAGGAAGACUAUUGUUGACAUGUAAUUUCAGGAUAUGGAACCACUAAACGGCUUUUAAUUUGAUACAACACACAAUGUUGCACCAUUCACAAAUCACUAAAUUAUUCUAUCCAUCUUUUUGCAGCUAUUUUAGGUGGUAUCAAGUCAAACAGAAGAUUCUGCCUUAGUGAGACAGUAGAUUCUUCACACACAUAGUGGCAUCCUAACUCAUGAAAAGGGUCUAGAUUGUUGAUUGUAAGAAGAAAAGAUUGAGAUUUAGAUUUAGAGUUUGAUUUAGCAGCACUUGAUAUUUUAUUUCUCUAUGUCCUUUGUCAUAUACAUAAUGAUAGCCAUGAAAUUCUUUUUGAAGCAUAUUUUUUUGUUGGUUUGGAUAGCAUUUCUGCCUUAUUUCUGAGCUCCACCAUCAAAUCCAACUGAUGCCCUUACAGAUGUAAUUAAAAUUACUGUUUGGUUUUAAAGAGACUGAUACCUAAAUUUGAGAACUGCUGCUUUAAGGAAAUAUUUUUUCUUCCUUUUUUUUUUUCUCUCUAGUUUGCUUCUGAAACAAACAGCCAUCAGCAGAAGAUGCCCCUUCCUCAGACAAAAUUCUAAAAUAUAGACAAUGGAUUAUAAAAAUGAAAUCUUACAGAAACUUCAGAUGAACAUGGGGGAGAAAAGAGAGACUAUGUUGCAUAUGUGUGGUUAUACAGGAUCAAUUCCAGUGCAGUGUUGAUGAUAGAUGUUCUGAAAAUGUGUCCCAAGCAGAGUGCAAACCUGAUCCAUGCAUCCAGAUUUAUUACGUGUUCAGGAUGAAUUGGAUUUAUCGGACUUUUUAUUUCAUUUUCUUACUUGCUUCCGUUUACAGUGAAUGUGUGACUCAGAUCUAUGAAAAUACAUUCUUCCAAGGAGGAGACCUCACUACAGUUUUUACACCGAGUGCCAAUUACUGCCAAACAGUGUGUACUUACCAUCCUACCUGUCUGCUCUUCACCUACUUGCCAGCGACAUGGACUAAAGAUCCUGCAAAAAGGUUCUCCUGCUAUUUAAAAGACAGCGAUACAGAAAUGCUGCCGAAAGUGGAUAUGGAAGGAGCUAUCUCUGGACAUUCCUUAAAACAGUGUAACCAAAUUAGUGCUUGCAGCCCAGAUGUCCAUGUAGGCCUGGAUAUGGAAGGGAAUAUUUUUGAUAUUACUGUGGCUGACAGCUAUCAAGAGUGUCAAAAACGAUGUACCAACAACAACCGUUGUCAUUUUUUUACAUAUGCCUCUGAAACAUUUCACAAUGAAAGCUUUUGUAAAAAAUGCUUCUUGAAACGUACCAGUGUAGGAACUCCAACCAGCAUAAAGGUGCUUGAUGACGUUGUGUCUGGAUUCUCUCUAAAGCCAUGCCAGCUUUCUGAAUUAGAUUGUCAAAUGGACAUUUUUGAAGAUCAAGUGUUUUCAGGAAUUAAUGUUACAAGUUUUUUCACUCCUGAUAUUUCUGUCUGCCAAACUAUUUGUACAUAUUUUCCAAAUUGCUUGUUCUUUACAUUUUUUACCAGGAGAUGGCAAAUAGAAUCUCAAAGAAAUCUUUGCCUUCUGAAGACAUCAACUAGUGGAAUUCCAGAGGAACUCAUAUCACAAGAAAAUGCUGUAUCAGGCUUUGGCCUCCUAAAUUGCAGAAGAUCUUUUCCUGCCUGCAAUUCUCGCACCUACACGCAGAUGGAUUUUUUGGGAGAUGAACUUACUGUCACUUACACUAAAGGACACAGAGCCUGUCAGCAGGUUUGCACAGACAUGAUCCGCUGCCAAUUUUUUUCCUAUUCUCUCCUCCAAGGUUCAUGCAAUGAAGAAGGAAAAUGUGAGUGUCACCUAAGAAUGUCCUCAAAUGGAUCUCCAGUGAAAAUAGUACAUGGACCAGGAAGUAUCUCUGGAUACUCACUAAGAUUAUGCAAAAAAAAAGCCAUGUGUAUGCAGCAUUCUGCAGGAACCAUUAGGAUCGUUGGUGGCACAGACUCCUCCCCUGGAGAGUGGCCGUGGCAGGUCAGCUUGCACGCCAAGCUGUCUCGCCAGAGACACCUGUGUGGGGGCUCCAUCAUCAGCAACCAGUGGAUCCUCACAGCUGCUCACUGUGUGGCGAGUCUAGACAAUCCCAGCAUUUGGCGUAUUUAUGCUGGUAUUUUGAGACAAUCAGAAAUAAAUGAGGAUACACCCUUCUUCAAAGUGGAAGAAAUUAUUGUUCACUCUCAGUAUAAAUAUGCACAUAUUGGAUAUGACAUUGCUUUAAUGAAACUUGCUGAGCCUAUGAAUUUUACUGAUUUUCAACUACCUAUCUGCCUGCCAUCAAAAGAAGACACUAACAUAUUUUAUACAGACUGUUGGGUAGUUGGAUGGGGUUACAGAAAAGAAAAAGGUCGGGUACAAGAUAUUCUUCAAAAGGCUCCUGUUCCCUUCAUGUCAAAAGAGGAAUGCCAGGCAAGGUACCGGAAGCACAGGAUAGGUGACAAAGUGAUCUGUGCUGGCUAUGAUGAAGGAGGAAGGGAUGCUUGUAAGGGAGAUUCAGGAGGGCCCCUGUCAUGCAGGCACGAGGAGGUGUGGUACCUGGUGGGCAUCACCAGCUGGGGCGAAGGGUGUGCUCGCCCCAGGCAGCCGGGGGUCUACACCAAGGUUGCUGACUAUUCAGACUGGAUUCUAGAAAAAACUGCACAGAAUGAGCACUACUGACUCACUCAAAGUGUUGCUGUGGAAUAACAACCAUCAGAGCAACGGGAUAAAGUGCUUUUUCAAUGGUGUUUUUUGUUAGCCUGGAGUGUAAAGUACCUGUUUUAAAAUGUAGAAAAGCAGUAAUGUAGGAAUGAAUGAAUUCUCCUAUUACUAAAUAAAAAGCAGUAAUAACAAUAAACUCUGUGAUCACUGAUUUGGCAGAAGAAAAUAUGGCUGAGUCACAGACCUCUGUUCUUGCUAGCAUAGAACAGGAGUGCAUGAGGUUGUGAGACAUGUAUGGACCUUGAAGCUGGGAACUACUUCUGUCUUAGGAGGUUGCCACACCACAAAAAGAAAUUUCCCUCUCUUGUCUGAAUAUAGUUAAAAUGGGCAAACCACUUACAAGCUUACUGGAGGGCUGGGGAGAAAGGAAGCUGAGGAGUGGAAAUGCCUACACAGUUGAAUUCCCCUAGUUUUCCUUGGGGAAUUAACCAAAAAAGUGUCAGUACUAAGAAAGAAAACAAGUCCAGAGGUCUUGGCAGAGGGACACACAUGGAUGCAGACACCUCUAAGCCCAGUUCAUGCUGGAGAGUCCCAUCCUGCUGUUCCCAGCAGUCUGCCAAGGAUUUGCACAAGUGUGGUUUACCAUUGUGCUGUGAUCUCCACUGGGCUUUGAUCUGCUCAGGGGCAAGGCAGGGAGCUUGAGCCUGACCCUUAGGGGCCUCCAAGUUACCAAACACCCAUGUUAUCUAUACACAGAUGUUCUGGAGGCACACAGAACACAAACAUUGGAAGGCAUAAAAUACUUUUUUUUUUUUUACAUUGUUGCUCUCCAGACUUUUUGCAUUCCCGGCUGCAAGGUCACUUGAGUGUGUUUACAAUCCCCACCAGUCUUCCACUUUUGACCCAUUGCUCCCAAUGAGCUGUCACCUACAUUAUUCUAAUUUCUGUGGAUAAUUUUGUGAUGAGAAGGAUAAUGAGGGUCUACUUCUCUUAAGCAAGAAUAUCCAGAAAAUCUACAGAAGGAUCUCCUCACCCAAUAUAUAUUUGUAUUUUUCAAAUAUCUAACUCUGUAAUUAAAGAAACAACUUUAUCCUCUUCCUAGAUCUCUUUGUUUCCUUUUAUAAUUUUUUGUUAUUUUGUGCCAGGUAUCAAACAUAUUUCAUGGCUAAAAUUAAUACUAGUGUGAGAAUCAGGAAUCAAAAAUUAAUUACUUUCCCAUAGUAAGAAGCAGCAUUUCACACUGCAUCAGAAAGGAGAGUGCCAACACUGUCUUUGCCAAACUUUAUGAACUUGUUUCCUAAUCAUCUACAUUACCAUAAUUGCUGAAAAUAUGUUCCAGAGUGCUACUCAUAAUUGUUCUACACCACACUGGGUGGUGAGCAGCAGGAGUGACUCUGCAAGUAAAUGAGGUCAUGAAACUUAGGAAUUAAACAUCAAAUUUAUGGGAGAUAAGAAUCAAGCUGCUGAAAAUUACUUUUGUCUUUAAUUUUUUAUGCUUUAUUUGUAAAUAAUACUGAGGGAAAAAAGUGUAAUUCCACACUACA
Molecule: messenger RNA, 5571 nt
Organism: Passer domesticus (house sparrow)
Lineage: Eukaryota; Metazoa; Chordata; Aves; Passeriformes; Passeridae
Product: coagulation factor XI-like
Exons: 17
Coding region: 2153-4045 (630 amino acids)
Biological process (GO): proteolysis
Cellular component (GO): extracellular region
Molecular function (GO): serine-type endopeptidase activity; protein binding
Source: RefSeq, a predicted model, not a curated record